UUUUUAUUGCGGUAGCUGCUCUCCAGCUUGACAUGCACGUCCUUCAUCUGACUUUGAAAAUUUUUUCGCCCGAGUUUUCGCCCAUAGAAAGCGCUCAAAAUUUCUCAGCCAUCACAGUCGAUUCCUUGCAAGCAAGCCGAUAGAUAAACAAAGAGUUAACCAUGUCGAAGAUUGGUAUCAAUGGAUUUGGUCGCAUCGGCCGCUUGGUUCUGCGCGCCGCCAUCGAUAAGGGCGCCAACGUUGUGGCCGUCAACGAUCCCUUCAUCGAUGUGAACUACAUGGUCUACCUGUUCAAGUUCGAUUCGACCCACGGACGUUUUAAGGGCACCGUUGCCGCCGAGGGCGGUUUUCUGGUGGUCAACGGCCAGAAGAUCACCGUUUUCAGCGAACGCGACCCGGCCAACAUCAACUGGGCCAGCGCUGGUGCCGAAUACAUCGUGGAGUCCACUGGCGUGUUCACCACCAUCGACAAGGCAUCCACUCACUUGAAGGGCGGUGCCAAGAAGGUUAUCAUCUCGGCCCCAUCCGCCGAUGCUCCCAUGUUCGUUUGCGGCGUCAACUUGGAUGCCUACAAGCCCGACAUGAAGGUGGUCUCCAACGCAUCGUGCACCACCAACUGCCUGGCUCCUCUGGCCAAGGUGAUCAACGACAACUUCGAGAUCGUCGAGGGUCUGAUGACCACCGUUCAUGCCACCACUGCUACCCAGAAGACCGUCGAUGGACCUUCCGGCAAGUUGUGGCGUGAUGGACGUGGCGCUGCCCAGAACAUCAUUCCAGCUUCCACCGGAGCUGCCAAGGCCGUGGGCAAGGUUAUCCCCGCCCUCAAUGGUAAGCUCACCGGAAUGGCAUUCCGUGUGCCCACUCCCAACGUUUCCGUGGUCGAUUUGACCGUGCGCUUGGGCAAGGGUGCGUCCUAUGAUGAAAUUAAGGCCAAGGUUCAGGAGGCCGCCAACGGACCCCUGAAGGGAAUCCUGGGAUACACCGAUGAGGAGGUCGUGUCCACCGAUUUCCUCAGCGACACCCACUCGUCGGUGUUCGAUGCCAAGGCUGGCAUUUCGCUGAACGACAAGUUCGUGAAGCUGAUCUCUUGGUACGACAACGAGUUUGGAUACUCCAACCGCGUCAUCGACCUGAUCAAGUACAUGCAGAGCAAGGAUUAAAUGUGGAACACCAAGAACACCAUCCACCCACACUCUACGUAAAAGUUAAAGAUUAGGGCGCGGUAGAAUGGGGUGCGACACUUCAGAAACGGCCGGAAAAUGGCAUCACAUAACUUAUAUAUAUAUAGCUCCCCGGUGGAGCAUCACCUACAUACAUAUGCGCUAUGCUCUGAAAUGCUUCUGUUUUCGCUCUUCAAUUACCAGCCACAUUGGAAAAUUAUUAAUAUAAUACAUUCAUUAUACACAUAAAUAUGUUUACUGUUGUUGAAUAAAGUUUCACUCUGUGUGUAGUUGUAAAAAUGCCGACUCAUAAGCAUUUAAA
Drosophila simulans is the source of this 1482-nucleotide messenger RNA. It is a transcript of the gene Gapdh2, whose product is annotated as glyceraldehyde-3-phosphate dehydrogenase 2. The record is from RefSeq and is a predicted model, not a curated record. Gene Ontology annotation, biological process: glucose metabolic process. The transcript is spliced from 2 exons. Gene Ontology annotation, molecular function: NAD binding; NADP binding; oxidoreductase activity, acting on the aldehyde or oxo group of donors, NAD or NADP as acceptor. NCBI's taxonomy places the organism in Eukaryota, Metazoa, Arthropoda, Insecta, Diptera, Drosophilidae. Bases 162 to 1160 code for a protein of 332 amino acids.